CAGUGGGUCCCGUCACUGCGAUGACCAGAGUUGUGUAAGGCUUGCGGCAGUGACCAGCAGCUCUCUCAGACUAGGGACUCGCUCCAGGCAGGUCUGAUCCUCAGGCGCAGAGCAAGGAUGCGUGAGAUCGUACACAUCCAGAUUGGCCAGUGUGGCAACCAGAUUGGAGCCAAGUUCUGGGAGGUGAUUGGAGAGGAGCAUGGGAUAGACUGGGCCGGGAGCUACUGUGGGGACAGCGCCCUGCAGCUGGAGAGGAUCAGCGUGUACUACAACGAGGCUCACGGUAAGAAAUACGUGCCCCGAGCAGUCUUGGUGGAUCUGGAACCCGGGACCAUGGACAGCAUCCGAUCUAGCAGAGUGGGGACCCUCUUCCAACCGGACAGCUUUGUUCACGGUAACUCCGGGGCCGGUAACAACUGGGCGAAGGGCUACUACACGGAGGGCGCCGAGCUGGUGGACAGCGUGCUGGACGUGGUGCGCACCGAGGCCGAGGGCUGCGACUGCCUGCAGGGCUUCCAGCUAGUGCAUUCACUGGGCGGGGGCACGGGGUCGGGGAUGGGCACGCUGCUGCUGGGCAAGAUCCGCGAGGAGUACCCCGACCGCAUCGUGAACUCGUUCAGCGUGAUGCCCUCACCCAAGGUGUCGGACACGGUGGUGGAGCCCUACAAUGCCGUGCUGGCGCUGCACCAGCUCGUGGUCAACUCCGACGCCUGCUUCUGCAUCGACAACGAGGCGCUCUACGACAUCUGCUUCCGCACGCUGCGGCUCAGCACGCCCACCUACGGGGACCUCAACCACCUGGUGUCCCUCACCAUGAGCGGCAUCACCACCUCUCUGCGCUUCCCGGGCCAGCUCAACGCUGACCUGCGCAAGCUGGCCGUGAACAUGGUGCCCUUCCCACGCCUGCACUUCUUCAUGCCCGGCUUCGCGCCGCUCACGGCCCAGGGCAGCCAGCAGUACCGCGCGCUGACCGUGGCCGAGCUCACCCAGCAGAUGUUUGACGCCCGCAACACCAUGGCCGCCUGCGACCCCCGCCGUGGCCGCUACCUCACCGUGGCCUGCAUCUUCCGGGGCCGGAUGUCCACGAAGGAGGUGGACGAGCAGCUGCUCAACGUGCAGACCAGGAACAGCGGCUGCUUCGUGGAGUGGAUCCCCAACAACGUCAAGGUGGCCGUGUGCGACAUCCCGCCCCGGGGGCUGAGCAUGGCGGCCACCUUCAUCGGCAACAACACAGCCAUCCAGGAGCUGUUCGGCAGGAUUUCCGAGCAUUUCUCGGCCAUGUUCAAGAGGAAGGCCUUCGUGCACUGGUACACCGGCGAGGGGAUGGACAUCAGCGAGUUUGCUGAAGCUGAGAGUAACAUCCAGGAUUUGGUGUCCGAGUACCAACAGUUUCAAGACGCCAGAGCGGAUGUGGAAGAGAAGGCGGAGGUAGAGGGGGAAGCAGAAGUGGAACCGGCAGACAAGGAACAGUAACGGCGAGAGGCCCUGCCUGAGGCUGGCUCUUCCGGAGCGCUAUUAGGAUGAGCAAGUCACCCCCGUGAUCGCAGGCCGGUUCUGUGCUGUGACACAACGACCCACCCGCAGCCACUCAGCGUUAGCUCUGAUGGGGAACUUUGGGGGGUGGGGUGGGGGGCGGGGAAGUACUGACGGGCACUAGGGUCUUGAAGAGUGUGGUAUUCUGUGCACAAGCUUGGUUUUAUUCUUUUUAAUAGGCAGGUGAAUUAACUGUAGAGUGCUCCCUUUGUUUAAAGAUCUGAUUUGGCUAUUUGCUGUGUGUGGAGAUGGACUGGGUGGGGGGUGUGGGGGAGCCCCUGCAGGUGAGGUUAAGUUGUAUAGGCAUUAGCUACCCUGGUAAGCACAUGGGGAUCUGUACUGGUUGGCAUCUCCGGACUGUUAAGGCUCUCACCGUAGGUUCUCUCUUAAUGCAUGGCCCGCUGCCCACUUGUUCACACCUGCUGACCUCCAGGAGUCAAGUCAUGUGACUGCUUGGUGUUUGGGAGCCACACAGAGGAACACGGGAGUCAGUGACCACUAGUAAAUUGUGGAGAUUGUGUAUACACUUCAGCAUACCGAUUGCAAAAGGGACAAGGGAGGAAAGGAAAGUGGCAGUCCUUCCCAAAAAAAUACCUAGGCAAAAAACCCCACAAAAUAACAACUCCAGUCUUCUGAUCUUUAUGUCUGAAUCAGUUCAGUUCAGUCCAGUCGCUCAGUCGUGUCCGACUCUGUGACCCCAUGAAUCGCAGCACAUCAGGCCUCCCUGUCUAUCACCAACUCCUGGAGUUUACUCAAACCCAUGUCCAUCGAGUCGGUGAUGCCAUCCAGCCAUCUCAUCCUCUAGCUACCUUUUAAAAAUGUUUUUAAAUUGGCUGUGCUGUGCAGUAUGUGGGCUCUUUAGUUCCCAGGAACUAAACCUGCAUGCCUUGCACUGAGAGCUCAGAGUCUUAACCACGAGUCCACCAGGGAAGCGCCCUGUAUAACUAGCUCUUAACAUAUAUGUAGAUACUUUAAAGUUUCUUAUUAAUGUUUGAUUCUGGGAAUUCAUUCAUCAUCUUUGGUUCUUGUAAAGGCUAUUUCAAAAUGCCCUUUUCACUUUAAUGCAGCAACCCUCCUCAAAGGGCUCUGCAGCUGCCCUGCUCUUUAGAAAGGGCACAUGCACGCCCAGCGACCACUGAAACGGAGGAAUUAAGCAGCGGUGGCUGUAGUGUCCUUCGAGGUUAUGGAGGACACUGUCUCAUUAGGGAACUUUUACAGUUGAUAUUAAUUUGCAGAAGUUGCCAUAAAUGUUUGCAUGAUGACACACCUUUAGCCAUUACACAAUUUUAAUCUGUUCACAUUACAACAGGACCAAAUACACAAGAGCGUAAUCAAAUCAUCCAUAACUUCUUAAUUACAGUUUACCUAUUUCUGACAUACAGCACUGCCAUCCCAUCCAGCGCCUGAAGGGUUUUAAUGGCUUUCUAGAAUUACCACGGAGUUAUCCAAUUGGAUCCAUGGGCAGUCGGUGAUGGGAGGAACUAUUUACUUGCAGGCAACUGGGUUUUCAUCUAUUUGCCUUGUAACCUGCAGUAAUAAGGCAGCCAGUGGAUGGGUGAUAGUAGCUCAUUUUGAGAAACUUCACUCUUUUCACGUGCAUAUCACGAGAAAAUAACUAAAAUAUGCACCAAGAGAAAAAUUCUCUCGAUGUUUGUAUUGUGACAUGCCUUAUAUUUACAGAAUUUUAAAAAAUAAAGUUUUAAACACCUUCUACCUGUGGUUCAAAAAGCACUAAAACCGAAAGCAGAUUUAAUAAGAAACUGCAUCUGAAUUACUCUUAGUUUGAGUUCAUAACUUCUUUAGAUGCUAAAAAGACUUAUAACCUGUGAUUACAUAAGAAUUUAUACACAUGCUUCCUCUGGCACUUUUUUCACUUUCUCAAAUCUAAAAAGGCAAUUAAAUAGAUGCAGGAAAGGAUACAGAUCUAAAGUAAAAAAACAAAACCCUGCUGAUUUAUAUUACUGUAAAGAUUUUUGCUUGCUCAAUAGUAAUCAUUAAAAUACAUUCAAUUUUAAA
This is a messenger RNA of Dama dama (fallow deer), 3549 nucleotides long. It is a transcript of the gene TUBB1, whose product is annotated as tubulin beta 1 class VI. Gene Ontology annotation, molecular function: GTP binding; GTPase activity; structural constituent of cytoskeleton. The transcript is spliced from 4 exons. Gene Ontology annotation, cellular component: cytoplasm; microtubule. The record is from RefSeq and is a predicted model, not a curated record. The coding region runs from base 118 to 1473 and encodes 451 amino acids. Gene Ontology annotation, biological process: mitotic cell cycle; microtubule cytoskeleton organization. NCBI's taxonomy places the organism in Eukaryota, Metazoa, Chordata, Mammalia, Artiodactyla, Cervidae.